UAAACUUGAACAAAACCAGCAAUGGGUGCAAGAAUAGUUGUGGGUUUUGUGUCAAUAUUCCUCGUACUGUUCUCAGGUGUGUUGGGAUUUCCAGUUGAGAGAGGGAAAUCAUUAGCCAUAGUAAGGGAGAUCAACAGGAGAGGGCCAUAUCUUGGUCUCAUCACAGUUUAUCCACCUGAAGAGAAUGCUUUCUUUGCUUCUGGUGCCUUCAAGAACCACUCCAAAUACCCCUAUGUCGACCUCUCAGGACGACGAUUUCGAAUUGGGACAGUAGAAGGGAAGAACGUUAUCUAUGUGAGAUGUGGAGUUGGACUGGUGAAUGCUGCUGCUGCAACACAACAAAUGGUGGACCACUUCUACAUUAAAGGAUUGAUCCAUUUUGGGAUUUCUGGGAAUACAAACAGUUCCCUGUCCAUAGGAGAUGUCAGCAUUCCCAAGCAAUUUGCCAACACUGGCCUCUGGGAUUGGCUGAAACCAAAUGCGACAAUUCCAUCAAAUGAUGUUGCUCAAUUAGAUUUCGAGAACUAUAACGUCCCGAAAGAGGGAAAUAAUUCAUUAGGACGAAUUGGAUACAGCCCGGAGCAGUUCUAUUCUGAGGCUGGAGAGCCUAAUACUCCUCGACAAAUGCUUUGGUUUCAAGUGAGCAACAAUUGGCUUCAAUUAGCAACUAGUCUGGAGGGUAUGGAAUUGGAACAAUGUGUGAAUGCCACCCUGUGCCUUGAUAAUAAGCCCAGAGUUGUGGUUGGACUGAGCUCCACAGCCAACACUUUUCUUGACAAUGCUGCUUAUAGAGAUUUCAUCUUCCAAACUUUUGGGGUUUCAUCAGCUGACAUGGAGAGCACUGCAGUAGUAAUGACAAGCUUAUCGAACGGCUUCCCGGUGAUCGUCGUCCGUGGUUUGUCCGACCUAGCUGGAGCGCAAGACGGCGAAAAUUCCAUCAACUUGUUCGGGCCUCUUGCUGCUACAAACGUCGCGAAUGUUGUCGUCCAAUUCAUCAAGAAGUUGUCCGCAAACUCCUAUUCCCGCUCUUAGUACGGGAUAUAUGCAUUCACAUGCGGAUUUAUACUUAAUACGAGCAUUGUUGUUUCAUGUUCGUAUUUUUGAGCUCGAGACGGGAUGUUAAAACUGGCGAAGCUAUGAUUUAUUAU
This is a messenger RNA of Sesamum indicum (sesame), 1148 nucleotides long. Its product is annotated as bark storage protein A-like. Gene Ontology annotation, biological process: nucleoside metabolic process. Gene Ontology annotation, molecular function: catalytic activity. The record is from RefSeq and is a predicted model, not a curated record. NCBI's taxonomy places the organism in Eukaryota, Viridiplantae, Streptophyta, Magnoliopsida, Lamiales, Pedaliaceae.